Molecule: messenger RNA, 588 nt
Organism: Dufourea novaeangliae
Lineage: Eukaryota; Metazoa; Arthropoda; Insecta; Hymenoptera; Halictidae
Product: cytochrome b-c1 complex subunit 7-like
Exons: 4
Coding region: 182-505 (107 amino acids)
Biological process (GO): mitochondrial electron transport, ubiquinol to cytochrome c
Source: RefSeq, a predicted model, not a curated record
UCUAGGGAGGGCUAGGGUUUGGUCGAGGUCUACAGAGGUCUGUUUUAACUUCAUAGUUACUCUUGGUUGACCUUAUCUACUUUUAUCCAACCACAAGACUUACUACAUAGUCCAGCAAGUAGUAGUUCUAAAGAACAAGUUUUAAGGAUAUUUUACGCGUUAGGUGUACAAAAGACGUAACAUGAGAGUGUCGGCGAUCCUACGUCAGGGAACGAGUUUGCAAAAAUGGGUAUACAACAUGUCUGGAUUUAAUAAACUAGGUUUAAUGAGAGAUGAUAUUAUUCAUGAAUCGCCUGAAGUUGAAGAAGCAAUACGGCGACUGCCUAAGCAUGUAAGAGACGAACGUGUGUUUCGUAUCGUUCGGGCUUUACAAUUAGAUACUCAAAGGAAAAUUUUACCACCAGAACAGUGGACUAAACUGGAAGAGGAUGUAUUAUAUCUUACACCAUACCUUAAUGAAGUGAAGAAAGAGAUAGAAGAAAAAGAAAGAUGGGAAGCCAUGUGAAUUUCAAUGAUUAUUGGUCAGUGAAUUAACUUUAUCUGUAGUAUGCAUUCUAACAUUGGUAUGUACAUACGAUGCAGAAAAUA